Molecule: messenger RNA, 683 nt
Organism: Drosophila hydei
Lineage: Eukaryota; Metazoa; Arthropoda; Insecta; Diptera; Drosophilidae
Exons: 2
Coding region: 190-525 (111 amino acids)
Source: RefSeq, a predicted model, not a curated record
CAACACUGUUCAAUCGUAUUUUCAGAGCACAAACAGCAAGUUAUAAAUUUGUAGUCUGCGUAUGAAUCUGAUUUCGGAACAAAUUUUUAUCCAAAUACAAUAAUUGAGAAAAUCGAAAGUAGCCGUAGCUACAGCCAAAAAGGACUCUCUGGCAAAACGAUAUCGAUACAGAACGAUAUAUAUAGAACAAUGAUGGCCGGAUCUCGGGCUCAAAUCAAUAUAUACGUACCGACCAUUUGCCGUUUUCCAGAGCUAACUGUAAUCGGUGGCUGUAGGGAUCCGGUUCAGUUGAUGCUGCCGCGCUUGCCAGCUGUGCCCAGUGAGAAGUCGGCGCCAACGGCUCUGGCCGCGGUAACGGCUGCCAGUGCCAUGGAGGACGCUGUCGGCAUCGAGGGCAGCGGACAUUCUCUCUACGUUAUCGAUAGGCAGGGGCGGGUGCUGGAGCAUGUGCGUUACCAGGGCACCGAUUAUCGUGGCGCUCUACGUGCUGCCAUCAAUGCCACGCCCACUCAUUGGAAGGACUAAAAGCAACUUGUGAUUACUCUAAAUCAACACACACAAACAACUUCAUCGAAAUUUCACAGUGAAAUAUGCAGUUUUAGUCGGACAAAUCAAAAUGAACGAAGACUUAUAGUCAACGAUAAAUUUGAUCAAAAUUGUUAAAGUGAACACAUAAAAACAAA